CUGAGCGUGUUGGUGCCGGUGCUCCAGUUUAUCUAGCUGCAGUUAUGGAAUAUUUAGCAGCUGAAGUUCUUGAAUUGGCUGGUAAUGCUGCUCGUGAUAACAAAAAGACAAGAAUCAUCCCACGUCAUUUACAAUUGGCCAUUCGCAACGAUGAAGAAUUAAAUAAAUUGUUGUCCGGCGUAACUAUUGCUCAAGGUGGUGUUUUGCCUAAUAUUCAAGCUGUACUUUUGCCAAAGAAGACCGAAAAGAAAGCAUAAAGUGAAAAAUAUAGGCGAAUUAUAAUUAUAAAUACCGACGCAAACAAACCGUCCUUUUCA
Molecule: messenger RNA, 317 nt
Organism: Anastrepha ludens (Mexican fruit fly)
Lineage: Eukaryota; Metazoa; Arthropoda; Insecta; Diptera; Tephritidae
Product: histone H2A-like
Exons: 1
Coding region: 45-257 (70 amino acids)
Cellular component (GO): nucleosome
Molecular function (GO): protein heterodimerization activity; structural constituent of chromatin; DNA binding
Source: RefSeq, a predicted model, not a curated record